Gilbertella persicaria is the source of this 2993-nucleotide messenger RNA. Its product is annotated as vacuolar protein sorting protein 18. NCBI's taxonomy places the organism in Eukaryota, Fungi, Mucoromycota, Mucoromycetes, Mucorales, Choanephoraceae. The transcript has 9 exons. The record is from RefSeq and is a predicted model, not a curated record. Gene Ontology annotation, cellular component: endosome; HOPS complex. The coding region runs from base 171 to 2936 and encodes 921 amino acids. Gene Ontology annotation, biological process: organelle fusion; vesicle-mediated transport; intracellular protein transport. Gene Ontology annotation, molecular function: protein-macromolecule adaptor activity.
CUCUUUUCGACGACUUUCUCGAGUCAACUAACCCAAAGGACACUGUAGAAUCACGUCCUCAAAUCAACACCAAGAGAGAUACAGGCUAUGUCACCACACUCAACACACAGGACGACCCUUUAUUCUGUUUACAAUAUGUUCAAUUUCAGUUACCAGCAAACCUUGUUUCGAUGAUGGUCGAGAAUAACAUAUUGGCUGCUGUAUUGGAUAAUUUUCGUAUUUUGCGUAUUGAUCUCGAUCAUCCACUUGAUGUUGAUGUGGUGGAUAUCAGUCGAAAGAAUACAUCCAGCCAAGUCAGUCAACUCUUUCUUGACCCUACAGGACGACAUAUCAUUGUGACAACAGACAAUGGCGACAACUACUAUCUUUUUCAUACCUGGAGACGUACCAAAGAACUCACGAAACUCAAACAAAAGAUCAUUUGUGUUGCAUGGAACAAAUACGCGCAUGCCAACCACACACGGGAAAUCUUGAUUGGCACACAGGAGGGUACUGUAUUCGAAACAUGGUUGGAACCCAAAGACGAAUUCUUUCGAAAAGAAGAAAAGUAUCUUGUUCAAGUAUUUCAGGCACCUAUGCCCAUCACUGGUAUUCAUGUCGAACGAUUCCCCACCAACAAAAAAAAAUACCUUGUGAUGAUAUCGACAUCCACUCGUCUCUACCAUUGUGUAGGAUCUACUUGGAUCGAAGAAGAAGAAGACAAAGCCACAUUUGAGCGAAUGUUGGCAGAGUAUCAACAGAAUCCUGAAUUUCAAGAAUUACCAAGUAAUCAAGAGGACAGCAAGAUUGUCUUUUUCAAUCGAUUUCCAGAAUUACAAUUGACCGGUGUACCACAGACAUUUGUGUGGUUGACAGGUGCUGGUAUUUUCCAUGGUUAUUUGGAUUUCACUGAGAAAAACAACCGUCUGAUGGACAGUGCUCGUCUAUUGCCGUUUCCACCCACUCGUUAUGAUGAGGAUAAUGAUUGUUUGAUAGCAGAUACACCUAUUUCGAUAUUAGUGACUGAGUUUCAUUUUAUCUUGCUGUAUCCAUCCUUUGUGCGUGCCUUGUGUCGAUUGAACCAAAAGAUGGUCUAUGAAGAACCGAUUGUUCUAAACCAAGGCGAAGUCGUACAAGACAUGGUUGUUGAUAAUAUCAAAAGAACCUAUUGGAUCUAUACAACCCAUGCCAUGUACGAACUUGUGAUAAAAGAUGAAGAUAGAGAUGUGUGGAAACUGUAUUUACAACAAAAAGAGUAUGCGACAGCACUCCAGUACUGUAAAGAACCAUCUCAGCGCACCCAAGUCUAUACAGCACAGGCCCAUGAUGAUUUUGAACAAGGCAGAUAUAUGCAGAGUGCAAAAUACUAUGCCAAAAGUUCGGUUUCGUUUGAACAAGUCACACUCAAGUUUACUCAAAAGAAAGAGAGGGAUGCAUUACGGUUCUUUUUGCUCAGUCGACUUGAGCAACUGGGUCCUAAUGACCGUACACAAAAGACAUUGAUUGCCACAUGGCUAGUGGAACUUUAUCUGUCUAAAAUGAACCAAUUGGAAGACAUGGCAGCCUCUGUUCAUGUCAAUACAGCACAUCGCUCUUUUCGUUUGAAAGAAGACCAACAUAACUUGAAAGAUGAAUUUCGUACUUUUCUAGAGACGUAUGGGACUCAUCUCCAUACCCCUACUACUUACCAGCUCAUCUCAAGUCAUGGCUAUGGUUCAGAAUGGCUAUAUUAUGCGUAUUUGAUAGGGGAUCAUGAAAAAGUAAUCGAUCAUUGGAUCUCUCAAGACAAUUGGGAUAAAGUCAUGGAAACACUGCAUGACAGAAAUGAAUUGAUUUAUAAAUUCAGUAUACCUUUAAUUGAACAUUUGCCUGAAAGAACAGUCAAUAUGUGGAUCAGCCAUCCCAAGUUAAACCCAAGAUACCUUAUCCCAGCCAUUUUACACUAUCAUCACACUCAUCGAAACAACAGAGUGUCUGAGAAUCAAGCCAUUCGUUAUCUUUCUUAUGUGGUCUCUGUCUUUAAAAAUACAGAUCCUAUUGUUCACGACUUUCUGCUUACUUUAUAUGCAACACAACCCACAUCUGAUGAAACAGCCUUAUUGACCUUUUUAAAGAAUGAGGGUCGAGAUAUGCAUUAUAAACUAGACUAUGCUUUAAGAAUCUGUAGUCAACAUCAUCGUACCCAGAGUUGUGUUCAUAUCUAUAGUCAAAUGGGAUUGUAUGAAGAAGCUGUUGAUUUGGCUCUUAAACAUCGCAACUUGGAUCUUGCUCGAACCAAUGCAGAUAAACCCGAAGACGAGGACGGAUUACGUAAGCGUCUAUGGAUCAGUAUAGCUAAAUACGUAAUUCAAGAUAACAAAGAUAUCAAAUCGGCUAUGCAGUUUUUAAAGAAAUGCGACUUGUUAAAGAUGGAAGACAUUUUACCUUUUUUCCCUGAUUUCGUACUGAUAGAUGACUUUAAAGACGAGAUAUGUUCAGCAUUAGACGAAUAUAAUAUUGGGAUUGAAGAAUUAAAAGCUGAGAUGGACAAUGCUACUUCCAGUGCUGAACACAUUCGCCUGGAUGUUCGCAAACUGAAGAAAAGAUUUGCUAUUGUAGAAGAAGACCAGACAUGUUGUCUAUGUGAAUAUCCACUCUUGACACGACAAUUCUAUGUGUUUCCAUGCAACCACCAAUACCAUGCUGAUUGUCUAGGAAACAGAAUCACAAAAUACUUACCUACACGACAAAUACGAAGAUUGGCUGAUAUUCAAGAACAGCUUUCGCAUGAAUACAAAGCAGCACGUACUAUACAGACGCUUGAAGAUGAAAAAGCACUGACAGAGCGUAUUGAACACUUGCGUAUUCAGUUAGAUGAUACUAUUGCUAAUCAAUGUGUCUUUUGUGGUGAUGUCAUGAUCCAAUCCAUUACGACACCCUUCUAUGACAAGAUGGAAGCUGAUAGUUGGGCUAUUUGAUGUAUUUGUUUAUUUUUAAUGAAGCAUUGCAUGAAUUUCAUCUGUCAGACAAAAAAA